Sphaeramia orbicularis (orbiculate cardinalfish) is the source of this 2516-nucleotide messenger RNA. It is a transcript of the gene hsf1, whose product is annotated as heat shock transcription factor 1. Gene Ontology annotation, molecular function: DNA-binding transcription factor activity; sequence-specific DNA binding. The record is from RefSeq and is a predicted model, not a curated record. Bases 312 to 1964 code for a protein of 550 amino acids. NCBI's taxonomy places the organism in Eukaryota, Metazoa, Chordata, Actinopteri, Kurtiformes, Apogonidae. The transcript has 13 exons. Gene Ontology annotation, biological process: regulation of DNA-templated transcription.
ACGUCACCUGUGCGCGACACAGUCUGGCUACGCAGUUGAAGGUUGAAGGGAUUUGGUGGAAUUUUCCACUGCGGAUUUUAAUCUAAAUAAAGUCUGCAUUAGAGUUCGAUAGAACCGGCAGACAGGGACCGGGAGUGACCGAUAGACUCCUGAAGCCGUACCCCAGUUUGUAUCAAUCCGGUUCAAUCCGGAUCGCAGUCUCAGAGUGUUUGUUGUGGUUUGGUAGAGCAGCUAGUGGCUAACGAUUAGCAUUAGCUGGAGUUUGUUUUAGUUCAUUCCAGUUUAAAGGCGAGUGUGGAUUAAUUUAACACAUGGAGUUUCCCGGAGGAGGAACCGGCGCUGGUGGUGGGGCUGUGCUCAGCGGCAAUAACGUCCCGGCCUUCCUCACCAAGCUAUGGACCCUGGUGGAAGACCCGGACACCGACCCGCUCAUAUGCUGGAGCCCGAGUGGAACCAGUUUCCAUGUAUUUGAUCAGGGUCGGUUCUCCAAAGAGGUUCUACCAAAGUUCUUCAAACACAACAACAUGGCUAGUUUCAUCCGACAGCUCAACAUGUAUGGGUUUCGUAAAGUGGUCCACAUCGAACACGGAGGUCUAGUUAAACCAGAACGAGAUGACACAGAGUUUCAACAUCCAUUCUUCAUCAGAGGACAAGAACAUCUGCUGGAAAACAUCAAACGCAAAGUUACUAAUGUGUCAUCAGUUCGUCAGGAGGACAUGAAAAUGUCUGCUGAUGAAGUGAGUAAAAUCCUCACAGAUGUUCAGCUGAUGAAGGGCAAACAGGAGGCCAUUGACUCCAGGAUCAUCGCUAUGAAACAUGAGAACGAGGCUCUGUGGAGAGAAGUGGCCAGUUUAAGACAAAAACAUUUUCAGCAACAGAAAGUCGUUAGCAAGUUGAUCCAGUUCCUGGUGUCCCUGGUCCAGUCCAACAGGAUUCUGGGAGUCAAGAGGAAGAUUCCUCUGAUGCUCAACGACUCAAGCUCCGCCCACUCUCUGCCCAAAUACAGCCGACCUUUUUCACUGGAGCACGUGCAGAACUCUGUGUCUUCUCAGGCUGCAGCCAAUCUGUUUUCAGCUGACACCCCUCUGACCUCUGGACCAAUUAUCUCUGACAUCACAGACGUGGCCACGCCCACAGUGGAGGACGUGGUCAGUGAGUGGACAGAUGUAGACGCAGGAGAAAACGAUUUAAUUGGCGUGAAGGAGGAGCCGUCCAGUCCUGAGGUGGAGGCGUGUCCUGUUGUGGACACACCCCUCUCCCCCACCACCUUCAUAAACUCCAUCCUACAGGAUAACGACCCUCAGCAGCCGGCCAAUCACCAGCCAGCCAGUCAGCAGCCGGCCAAUCAGCAGCCGGCCAAUCACCAGCCAGCCAGUCAGCAGCCGGCCCAUCAGCAGCCGGCCAAUCAGCAGCCAGCCAAUCAACAGCCGGCCAAUCAGCAGCCGGCGCCCCACAAUGGCAGAACAGGUGUGUCCAACCCCGUUGUGGUCAUGAGCUCCACCUCCACUGGACCCAGCCAGUCACCUGGUGCUGUUCAAACCUCUAACUCCGCCCCCAGCCCGUGCCCCUCCCCCUCCACACAACAGAAGUGUCAGACGAUUGCCUGCAUCGACAGGUCUGAGUUGUUAGAUCACGUGGACAGCAUCGAUUACAGUUUAGAAAACCUUCAGAACGUGUUGAACUCACAGACUUUCUCCUUCGACACCUCACCACUCAUCGAGUUCUUCGGUUCGUCUCUUCCCAGCGGAGAUUUUGAUCUCGACAGUUUGGACACUUUGUUGUCCGAAGAGCCUCCAAAACCAAGUGAUGAAACCAACACCACCGCCAUCACAGGUAAACAGCUGGUGCAGUACACGCCUGUGCCGCCGUUGGAGGGUGGGGCCGACCUGCCGUCUCUGCUGGAGCCUUUAUUUGCCACCGACCUGGCCCCUGACAGCGACCCCACACUGACCUCCGACCUCUGAUUCUAAUGAACUGUAUCUAUAGCAAGAGACGAUACUGACAACUAUAGGUCAGUGUUUUACCACAGAGAUGUUAUUAUUAACAAUUUAUAUUUUUGGUUCCUCUUUUUAUCUGCUUUGAUUGAAGUUUGUUUGUUUGGAUCACGUCUGUCAGUGAUGACAUCACAGCAAGGUGGGGUCAUAUGAUCAUUUUUGUCAGUGAUGAUGUCACAGCAAGGUGGGGUCAUGUGAUCACGUCUGUCUGAUGGCGUCAUAGCGAGGUGGGGUCGUGAUUACAUCUGCCUGUGAUGGCAUCAGAGCGAGGGGGGGUCAUGUGAUCACUCCUGUCUAAUGACAUCACAGUGAGGUGGGAUCAUGUGAUCUCGUCUGCAUGUUUCAAAGUUCUUUCUGUUGUAAAAUACAAGAGUCAAUAUUUUUGGAGAAGUUUAUUAAGAACACAGAGAGAGAGUAUUUAUCCCCUGGUUACCAUGGAGACGGGCUUGUCGCUGUGGAGACAGCCUGGACUCUGACAGGACAUGUAGGCUACGUUCAGACAGCAGAUCUGAGUGCACAAUU